UUUGUUAAUUAGGCAAAACUGUUAAUUUGCAACAUUGUGUGAAAUAUUAAUUGAAUGCCACACGAUUUUUAAUGUUGAGAUAUAUGACGCUUCAAGGGCGUCAACAAAAUACUUUAACUGGGCAAGCAUAGAUUCUUUAUAGGCAAUUAAUUUUAAGUUGAAUUCUUUUUGAUGUUGUCAAAAUAAUCAAGUUGGUUCGUUUGGAUAUUUAUGUUAAUUUAUCUGCUGAUAACCUGCAAGUUGCAUGAAGUGCCAUGCUUAAGAUAUUAAAUGAACCCUGCUGCUAUUUUAGACGCUUGCUUUGCUGGUAAACCCUGCUCUAUAUUUGUCACCGGCUGCCAAACUGCUUGCACAUUAGGAAUGAAAGCUGAGGCUAAUUUUACUGCUAACGCACGUCCUAAAGCGUCCGUUGAAAUGAACAAGUAAAAAGAGAACAAACCUUCGAGAAUAAGCUGUUUUUACACAGCCUGCAUGCUAGUACUCACCUUUGAACAACCUGGGCUGGACAGAUCUGUGAAAAAGCCCACGGGUGAGUUUGUCUUUUGAGAGGGAAAUGGAAACCUGAAAACCUGAAAAAAAACAUCUGCCCAUCAGCUCAAAACUGCACGUGAUACAUUAUAGAAGGGGCGCAAGGGUUUUGUGAAAUGGACCUGUACACGACCGGAGACAGGUUGGAGGUCAUUGCUGAGGAGGACACGGAGACGGAGCAGGAGCCAGAGCCUGCGGAUGAGAAUCUCUGCAACGCGGAUGAAUGUGGAACUGCUGGCCAGUAUGGGAUGUGGGACAAGGCGGGUAUCGACGUGGAGCUCCCUACCAACGAACCGUACGUCCUGGUGGCGGAGAAGAACGGUGGGCCUCGCGGAUCAGGCGGAGAGAUGGUGUUGAUGGACCUCCCUGAUAAAAAGGAGACGAGUCCACCGGUGUCCACCUUCCAGCGUUUCUCGGUGGAAACCAAUGAGUCUUUGCGUUUCGAACCUUACAUCCCGUCGGACGAAGAAGAGCCGGGGCAGCUAAGGCAAGAGAGCGGGAACGCGGUGUACAGUGACGAGGUGUUUGAAGUGGAGCCGGGGACUGGAAGACCAGGUGGGAAAAGUAUUGGUGACCCUGCAGGAGGAGGAGCCGUGGAGGACCUCGCAGGUGCUGGUGAGCCGGAGGCUGCAGAUGUUUUCUGCACUGAGUGCAAAACUACUAUUCAGAGGCCUCUUGGACCUCACAAGAACCAUUGCCUUGUGCAGAUAACCAAAGCUUCAAUGGAAAUUAAGAAUGAUCUGUGUGCGAAGGUGCGCAAACUGGAGGAACAGAUCGCACAGAUGGAGAACUUUGCUGGCCACUUGGAGGAGAUAUUCAUCACUGUGGAAGAGAACUUUGGGAGACAGGAGCAGAACCUGGAACAGCACUACAACGAUGUGAUCCAGACCCUGACACAGCGCUAUGAUGAGCGGGCAUCAGGCCUGGAGGACGAGAAGAAGGUGAAACUGGAAACCUUGUACACCCAGCUGGUGGACUGUGGGAAGACCCUGGAUGUGUCCAAAGAGCUGAUUGAGGCCGCACAGGAAGUGUAUAGAAAUGAAGACAAGCUGGCUUUCCUUCAGGCUGUUAUUCCUACCAUAGACAGAAUAGAAGAUUUCACCAAGGAGGAGGUGGAUCUCAGCCUGGCUGCCAAUAUGGAGUUUGAAAAUUCUGUGGUAGAUUUGUCUGAUGUCAAGCAAAUGAUGGAAUCCAUCAACAUCGUACCAGCGCCCUCUGCACCGGUCAUUAACCCACAGGUCCCUAACUCGGCCGGCAGCACCUCAGUGCGCGUGUGCUGGAGCCUGUUCUCAGACGACACGGUGGAGUACUACGAGCUCCACUACAGACCUGUGCUGGAGGACACCACUGCAGAGGAGCCACCUGCUGAAGAAUCGAAGGUAAAGGUGAAGGAGACCUACCGCACGGUGACUGAUCUGCUGCCGAACGCGCAGUACGAGUUUUGGGUGACGGCCACCAACACCACCGGAAUCAGUCCUCCCAGCGAAAAGGCCGUGUACAUGACAGUGCCCUCCCCGCCCGUCAUCAAGCCCCGGGAAUGCGCCAGCUGCCCCAGCGCGGCUCUGAUUCGCUGGGAGUCGGGGAACACCAAUCCUGUCGACUCGUACACCGUGGAGCUGAGCGAGACCGGCGAGGAAACGAGCGACACCGUCACAGUCGCAGAGUCCAUCGUUGCCGUGCCCACCUGUGAGUGUUUGGUGCAGCUGCAGCCAGGGCGGCAGUAUUGCAUCAGCGUGAGGGCUGUGAACAUUGGCGGGCCCAGUGAGAGGAGCCACCCUGUCAAUGUACACACCACAGGCACGUUCUUCCACCUGCUGGAGGACACGGCACACCCCUGCCUGUCCAUCUCAGAGGACGGAUUCACCAUGUUCUAUGGGGACGAGGACAUACCCAUAAGUGACAUGAUCUUCAGUGACAACACAUUUGCCCAGUGCGUGGCAGUGCUGGGGGAGCUGAUUCCUGUCAGAGGAACGCAUUACUGGGAGGUGGAGGUGGAGGACCGCACAGAGUUCAGGAUUGGUGUGGCGUACCAGGACACCCAGAGGAACGGCUACCUGGGCGGGAACAACACAUCCUGGUGCAUGAGGCAUGUGGUCACGCCCUCCAGACACAAGUAUGAAUUCCUACACAAUGGCUGGACCCCAGACAUCCGCAUCACCAUCAACCCCCGACGGAUAGGAGUGUGUCUGGACUAUGAUGCAGGGAAGCUGUCCUUCUUCAACGCGUCCCUGUCCCAGCACCUCUACACCUUCGAGUGUCACUUCCUGCAUUACGUCCACCCCUGCUUUGCCUUAGACCACCCCGGCACGCUCACUGUCCACAACGGCAUCGAGGCCCCCGACUACGCCCGCUACACCUGAACCCCUCAAACCGAACUCUGCAGCCUUCAUACUCCACCCCACUGCAAGUCUGAAGCCAGAAAUAUAUACGAAUUUCAGAGUUGUGCUGUAAAAAAUACAUUUGUGAAUUAGCAUAUGUCAUAUACAAACCACGGAUAUUUACAUAUUCUGUUCUGGAUUCCCAUGGGAACAGGUGUACAACCCUUUUCCACAUCAGAAGUUUCAAGUCGAGUUGAAGUAUGCAUGCGUCAGCUGUACUUGUGCUAAUUUUAAAAAGAUGUUUUUUGGGGGAAAGGCAGUGGGGUGUCAUAAUAAAACCUGCCAUUCAUGGUAAAGCUAAAUCCUU
Molecule: messenger RNA, 3213 nt
Organism: Anguilla anguilla (European eel)
Lineage: Eukaryota; Metazoa; Chordata; Actinopteri; Anguilliformes; Anguillidae
Product: fibronectin type III and SPRY domain-containing protein 2
Exons: 13
Coding region: 645-2888 (747 amino acids)
Molecular function (GO): protein binding
Source: RefSeq, a predicted model, not a curated record